Messenger RNA from Neodiprion virginianus, 1597 nucleotides. RefSeq names its product cuticle protein 19.8-like. NCBI's taxonomy places the organism in Eukaryota, Metazoa, Arthropoda, Insecta, Hymenoptera, Diprionidae. Bases 597 to 1319 code for a protein of 240 amino acids. The transcript has 5 exons. Gene Ontology annotation, cellular component: extracellular matrix. The record is from RefSeq and is a predicted model, not a curated record.
UACUCGAGCUACUAUUUGUAAAUUCGUCAUAAAAUACAUUUAGAAUUCCGGUGUUGACACGACUCGACAGAUUGACGAACAAUCAUUUUUUCCAGCGGCAGCAUCCGUUUGAAUUUAACAUUUAUUUGAAAAUUUAAAGUAGUUGAAAGAAAAACAGACAAUUUUUCAGACAGUUAUUUUCGACUAGGAAUGACUGGUGUACGUACCAAGGUUUCCGGAGCACUCGGGAUUUUUUUUCACGUCGUUAUACGCGUUGUGUAAAUUCGAGAGUGGCCAUUUCGAGAGGAAAACCAUUCCUGCAGUUCCAAUCUGCACAAGUAGCAGGUAGUAUAGAACAUACCUGUAUAUCGGUACAGCGGUGGCGCGAAGUUCGUUAAAAUGAGUGAGUCGUACACGACGGUCUCGACGUGUACACAUCGCGAUUCAUAACGCGACGUGUGUGAAAUAUUUUUGUGGCUUAAUAUCGGUAGUGAAGCGGGAGUGAAGCGAGCCAAAGUAUUCCAUUCAAAACUGACGAUCCCGAGGGAAAAGUCCUUACUCGAAAUCGAGUUUGUAAAGCUGGAAGCAGGGAAACAACAACAACAAGCGCGCUGAUAAUGUUCACCGGCCUGCUCGCCGUAGCUCAUGGAGGAAUAAUUGGCGGAGGCAUCGUUGGAUCUCCAGCUGCUGUGGCUGUGGCACAACCUGCAACCGUCGUUCGCACGGAAGACUACGAUCCCAAUCCUCAGUACAGCUACAGCUACAGCGUCGCUGACGGCCUGACCGGCGAUAACAAGGCCCAGGAGGAAACGCGCAACGGAGAUGUUGUCCAGGGUAGCUACAGCCUCGUCGAACCCGACGGCUCUCGAAGGACCGUGUCCUACGCCGCUGACCCGGUCAACGGAUUCAAUGCCGUGGUCCAAAAGGACCCUGCCAUUUCAGUUAAGACCGUCUCUGCGCCGGGGCCGCUUUUGGGACAAACCCUCGUCACAGGACCCCAGCAAAUCAUCCGGCAUCCGAUACUGACCGGGGCCGCUGGGCCAGCGGUGGUGACCACUGCUUCCGGAUCGCUACUCCGUCAAUCGGCUGUACUUGCCGGCGGUCAGGUGCUCCGGCAGUCGCUGGUGGCCGGUGAACCCGUACUUCGUCAGUCAGUGAUAACGGCGCCCUCCAUCACGUCUCAGAACAUCAUUAGUGCCCCGUCCGUCAACGGUGGUGUCGUUGCCACCGCACCGCUGGCCUACGGCAUCGGACUGGGACUUAGGGCCGGAUCUCUUUAUGGUGCCCAUCCUGUUCUCCAGUCUGCCUACGGAACUGGAGCUAUACUGAAGGUUCACUAAGCGGCAGAGAUGCCAACGAUUCAGCAACAGCGUUUUCCUACCUUGGGUCAAUGUCCGCCCGAGACGCAACGUUGGAUAAAAACGCUGUGGCCGAUUCGCGAACAACUUGAACCGAGUAAAUCUUCAGAAAACGACACUUAAAGAGUAACAAAAACAAGUUAUCGCUUUGAAUUUGGUCAAUAUUUAGUGUCAUUUCGGUAACGCGCCUAACGCAUCUCGCGCUGAUUCCAAUUAAUGUAGCCGAUCUGUUAUAAACAAAUUAUAAAUCGUAGGAGAAA